This is a messenger RNA of Cydia splendana, 5121 nucleotides long. RefSeq lists its product as uncharacterized. Lineage: Eukaryota; Metazoa; Arthropoda; Insecta; Lepidoptera; Tortricidae. The record is from RefSeq and is a predicted model, not a curated record. Gene Ontology annotation, biological process: DNA integration. The transcript is spliced from 2 exons. Gene Ontology annotation, molecular function: nucleic acid binding. The coding region runs from base 1 to 5121 and encodes 1706 amino acids.
AUGUCGCAAGACGGAAGAUCACUACGCUCACGCAAACGGGACCUGCCUGUCCCCACGCCUACGCCCUCGUCCGGCAAUACUACGUCCGGCGCAACCAAUACGUGGAGCAAAGGCACCAGUGGCGACCAGAAAACUAGUGAUGAGAAAGAAAAUGAGUCGGUACACUCAGACGAGCGUCAUAACGAUACAGUGGUAGUUCGCAGUCGGUCGAAUACUUUAGUGCCACCCGUUGUUGCGCCACCGCCGCGAGCGCCGUCUGUUCGCGAGUCAGUUAGGUCUGUUCGCGAAUCGGUAAGUAGGGACCGCGAUAGUGAAUUAACCGUGCUGUUAGCAGAGCUCGAGGUUCGUAAAGCCGCUCUAGUCGUAGCCAAAGCAGAGUCCGAUACUGCCAAGUUAAUGCUGCAGAUUGCCCAAGUUAAGGCGCAGUCUGACGGCGGCAGUGUCGAGUCCGAGGCCGAGGUACGAACUAGAAGUUGGGUAGAACGACAAGCGACGCUACAGCGCGAGAUCGCGCGUAAAAACGUAAAAAUCCCGCCGCCGAAAGAGACCGCGCCGCGCGCCGCGCCCAACCGGGCCAGCAAACCGCAACCGCGAUAUUUAGAGGUACCACACGGUACCUACCCGCCGAUGUAUCACAAGCCGCCUGAGUUACCCCCGUUCGGCGGAGAUAUCACCGAAUGGAUAUCGUUUAGAGCGGAGUUCGAGGACACGUCGCCCAUGUUUAGUGCCGUCAAUAAUGUCAGUAGAAUCAGACGCGCGCUUAAAGGCGAGGCCCGGACGGCCGUAAAAUCGAUCAUGUACACUGUUCAGGAUCCAUACGAAAUUAUGGAAGCGCUAGAACGGCAAUUUGGCGACCCCGAGGAAAUUGUGCUUACGGAGCUGCAUAAUAUCAAACGCAUGCAAACACCGGCUACUAGAUCGCGAGCUGUAGUGAACACGGUAUCUUUUGAACACGAACCUAGGCGGUCGAGCAACGCUCCCUCUAGAUCUCGCGUCCCCGCGUUCUCCCGCGACUGUAGCACGGGCUCGGAGUCAGAUUUCCACGAAGAUUACCCACGCGAAACGGAGAGUAGAUCGCGUAGUAAACAUACUGUCGCACAAGUAAAACCACGCGAAAAUAACAAUAAAAAAAAACCCGCGUCAACCGGAGCUAGACCCAAACAGCAGAUAUCGUCCGUCCCUGUCUCGCGCAGCACGUGCGCCAUUUGUAAGAGCGGGAACGAGCACAAAGUCAGUGCGUGCUCCAAGUUUUUAGCCGCAACGAUAUCUGAGCGUUGGGAUCUGGUGAAGGGUGCUAGAUUGUGCUACAGAUGUUUGGACGUGAAUCACCGUAGGCCGUUUAAGUGUAAAUACGUCGCGUGCGGUGUAAAUCAGUGCGAAGCCGGACACAGUAAGCUGUUACACGGACUGAACGCGGCCGCGCCCGCGAACGGUAACAGUACGCCGGCCGUAUCUGUAAACAAUAUUAGACUCCCGCAAACGUAUCUUAAAGUCAUGCCUGUGGAGGUGUCGGGACCUUUAGGUACCGUACAAACCCUCGCGCUACUCGAUGAAGGCGCGGCAAUGACUUUAAUGCUGCACGAGACAGCUGACAAAAUCGCGCCUCGUGUACGCGGAGAGACGCUAGAAAUUGAAGGAAUAGGCGGCAGAGUCACAGACCCUGAUUCGUAUUCACUACAGGUCGCGAUUAGGGGUUUUUGUAGCCGACAUUUGGAGUUAAUGGAGGUGCUCACGAUAGGCGAUAUAGGUAUAGGUUCGCAAGGCGUACCACGUGACUUAGUCGACAAGUGCGAACAUUUGUCGAAAAUCGCGGACGAGUUAAGUUACCCGACGUCAGUACCUACUAUCGUGAUAGGCCAAGAUAACUGGCACCUCAUCAUUUCUCGGCAAGUCAUAGACGGCCCGCCUAACCUUCCCGUCGCGAGUCUAACUAGAUUAGGAUGGGUCCUACACGGCCCAGACCGAACGCGUCGCGCCGCGGUAAAUUUUGUUGGGCACGCACGGCCUAAAACCGCGGACGACGAAGCUCUAGAGCUUAUGAAACAGCAUUUCGACAUAGAAUCGUUAGGCGUUUCGCAAAAGUUGCCUCGGGCCGAUCCCGACCAACGCGCGCUAGACUUAUUAAAAGCCACGUGUGAUAAGAUACCGGGGGAGAAUCGGUAUCGAGCGGGCUUAUUAUGGCGAACUGACGACGAAAAACUCCCCGAUAACCGAGCGCAAGCGUUAAAGCGGCUAUUCAGUCUAGAACGUAAACUAGACCGCGACGUAAAGUUGAAAGCCGAAUAUACGAAACACAUGAACAAUUUGCUCGAUAAAGGUUACGCGGAGAAAAUGAACUCGCCCCCGCCCCCCGAUUCACCUCGGACGUGGUACCUAGCUCAUUUCCCCACAUUUCACCCACAGCGCGGUAAAAUGCGGUUAGUUUGGGACGCGGCUGCUACAGCAUACGGACGUUCACUCAACAGCGCGCUGUUAGCCGGCCCCGACUUGUUAGAGUCACUUUUUGGCGUAUUAGUGCGAUUCCGCGAAGGUAAAAUCGCGGUGAUAGCCGACGUCAAAGAGAUGUUUUUACAGAUCGAAAUAGUAGAGCGAGAUCGGGACGCGUUACGUUUCGUUUGGAGGGGGGAAGACCGUACAUCUCCUCCACAAGAGUACAGAAUGAAGCGGCUUAUAUUUGGAUCGGCAGCGUCGCCGACAACCGUGUUAUAUGUCAAAAACGAAAACGCAAAAACGCAUAGUACUGAGUUUCCAAUCGCAGCUGAAAAAACAAUUAAAAAUACGUACAUGGACGACAUGUUGAUCGCCCUCGACACGUCAGAGGAGCACGCCAGACGCGUAGUAAACGAUAUUUACGAGCUAAACAUGCGCGCGUCCUUCGAACUCCGCGGGUUCGCUUCGAACCACCCUGCGGUAAUUUCUGACGUAAUUAAUAGCAAAGAGGAAACGUCUUUGUUAGGCGCGAGCGAGAGCGAACGUGCCUUAGGUUUGAAAUGGAAUCACAAGCGUGACACCUUAGGUUUCAACGUGAACUUUCGUAAUACGCCCGAAGACGUACUUAACGGUCAGAAAUUGCCAACGAAGCGACAGGUAACGAGUAGCGCGAUGUCAAUAUUUGAUCCGAUCGGUUACGUAAGCCCCAUAUCCGUCUUAGGCAAGGCGUUAAUGCAGGAAAUAUGGAGGACAGGAAUCGGUUGGGACUCGCCUAUACCCGUCUCUCUCGCACCCGCCUGGCGAUCGUUCAUCGAUAACGUACAACAAUUACGAGACUUAGAGAUUCCGCGACACGUGCCCGCAUUUAAUAGGGAGGCAUAUAUGCAUGUUUUUUGCGACGCGAGCGAAAAAAUAUAUGCCGCGGCCGUGUAUUUAGUUAGCAUUCCGAGGAUGGAAUUGCAGAGCUGCGUACUAGCUACUAGAUUAGCGGAAACCAUAGUCAAGGAGUCAGAUUACGUAAUAAAGGACAAGUAUUUUUGGUCUGACUCCAAAACGGCGCUCACGUGGAUACGUUCGGACCCACGUAGGUAUAAAACAUUCGUAGCACAUAGGUUAGCAGAAAUCGAGAACACUACCACCCCCGCCAACUGGCGCUGGGUGCCUAGUGCAGCUAACGUGGCUGACGACGCGACUCGCGGUAUACCUGCGCAAUUCGGAGUGAACCACCGGUGGUUCAUAGGGCCCGAUUUUAUACGUAAACCCGAAGAGCAUUGGCCGACCGAAAAAGCGCCAACGCCCGUCGCCGAUACGGGCGAAGAGCGCGUCAACAAACUCGUAUGCUCAGUAGGUGUCGCGAAAAAUAAGUUUGAGUACCUGCCGGAGGUAAGUAGGUUCUCAAAGUUCGUACGACUAGUUCGCGCCACCGCUAGGGUUCUGGUUGCCGCCGAGGUAUUUAAAGCCUCACUGCUAUCUAAGAAAACAGAUACAGAAAUGAAUAAGGGGCAUUUAAAUUUAGCAGAGAUAUUGCUAAUUCGCCGGAGUCAACAUGCUGCCUUUCCAGAGGAGAUUAAGCUAUUGAAAACUGGGCGGCCUCUACCGAAGAAGUCUCCGCUGCAUAAGAUAGCAAUACAACUUGAUAAGAACGGAGUCAUAGUGCUAAACGCUAGAAUUGACAAAGACGUGCACAUACCCGUCCUACACGCAAAAGAAGACUUCGUCAAGCUGCUAAUACAUCAUUUUCAUGCGCUCUUCGACCACGGCAACCACGCAACCGUCAUCAACGAGUUGAAGCAGAGAUAUUUUAUUAUCGGGCUGCGCGGUAAUAUUCGCUAUAUAGCGAACAAGUGCCAAUGGUGUCGGACCUAUAAAGGAACCACACUCAAGGUUCCUGUAGGCGACCUCCCGCCAGAGAGGCUCCAGGCGAAUCAACCGCCAUUUACCGCUGCAGCCGUAGACCUGUUUGGCCCUAUGCAAAUCACAAUAGGCCGCCGCCGCGAAAAGAGAUGGGGUGUACUAUACACAUGCCUCACGACACGCGCUGUGCACUUAGAGCUUGCCGCCUCACUUUCGGCAUCCUCUAUGAUACUUUCCUUGCGCAGAAUGAUAGCGCGACGCGGCACGCCUACAGUUCUUUACUCUGACAACGCCACCAACUUUUACGGCGCAGAGCGAGAACUGGCAGAAGCCAAGAAGACGCUGCCCGACACUUUAAAGCCAUUUUUGAUCGAGCGAGCCAUAACCUGGAAAAAGAUACCGCCCGGCAACCCUUCCGCCGGCGGUGCAUGGGCUCGUAGGCAGCGUGAAAAGGUCACUAAAGGUAACACUCAAAGAGAGAGCACCUCACGAAGAAGUUCUGCAUACAUUACUGCUGGAAGCCGAGCACAUAGUCAACUCUCGACCGUUGACACCAGUGAAUCCAGACCUAGACAGCGAAGCUCGGACGCCGAACCAUUUUCUCAUCGGGCGAUCGAGCUCAAUGUCACCACUGGGCGUCUUCACAGACGCGACUAUGUCACUCUCGUCAUGGAAGACAGCGCAGACCUUAGCCGACCAUUUUUGGAGGCGCUGGCAGCGAGAAUACCGACCCAGCCUCCUCCCUCGGCCCGGUGCUCAUCAGAACGUGAAGAAACUACAUGUAGGCGACGUAGUCAUCGUAGCGGACAGCUCCAUGCCACGAGGAAUAUGGCCUAG